This is a messenger RNA of Microthlaspi erraticum, 1833 nucleotides long. The record is from the annotation of a GenBank genome assembly. NCBI's taxonomy places the organism in Eukaryota, Viridiplantae, Streptophyta, Magnoliopsida, Brassicales, Brassicaceae.
AUGUCAGGAGUUGAAGAAAACGGAACCAUUGACGAGUUUAGGGAGAGAAGAUCAGACUUUGAAAUCUCAGAGGACGAAAGAAGGCGCUCAAAGAUCGGGAAUUUGAAGAAGAAGGCCAUUAAUGCUUCGACCAAAUUCACUCAUUCUCUCAAGAAGAGAGGGAAGAGGAAAAUUGACUACCGGAUUCCUUCUGUCUCCAUUGAAGAUGUUCGUGAUGAGAAAGAGGAGAGCGUUGUUCUUGAAUUCCGCCGUAACCUUCUUGAGAGAGACUUGUUACCUCCUAAACAUGACGAAUACCAUACUCUUCUGAGAUUUUUGAAAGCGAGGGACCUAAACAUUGAGAAAACCAUCCAAAUGUGGGAAGAAAUGCUUAGAUGGAGAAAAGAGUAUGGAACAGAUACCAUACUAGAGGAUUUUGAUUUCGAAGAGCUGGAAGAAGUUGUGCAAUACUAUCCUCAAGGCUAUCAUGGAGUUGACAAGGAAGGAAGGCCUGUCUACAUUGAAAGACUUGGAAAAGCUCAUCCCUCUAAGCUUAUGCGUAUCACCACCAUUGAUAGAUAUCUAAAGUACCAUGUACGAGAGUUUGAGAGAGCUCUCCAGGAGAAAUUCCCUGCAUGCUCGAUUGCAGCGAAGCGUCGAAUCUGUUCCACGACUACAAUACUGGAUGUGCAAGGACUGGGCAUGAAGAACUUUUCACCAACAGCUGCGAAUCUUGUGGCUGCCAUGUCGAAGAUAGACAACAGUUACUACCCUGAGACGUUGCACAGAAUGUACAUUGUAAAUGCUGGAACGGGUUUCAAGAAAAUGCUUUGGCCUGCUGCUCAGAAGUUUCUUGAUGCAAAGACCAUCGCAAAGAUACAUGUGCUAGAACCAAAAUCUUUAUCUAAGUUGCAUGAAGUCAUUGACUCAAGUCAAUUGCCAGAGUUCCUCGGAGGUUCAUGCUCUUGCUUUGGCGAUGGAGGCUGUCUUCGCUCUAAUAAAGGACCCUGGAAUGAUCCUGAAAUAAUGAAGCUCAUCUACCAUGGAGAAUCAUCGAUCUUUAGGCAAAUCACAAGGAAGCUGAGUGAACCGCACAACUCUUCCUCCUUCAUAAGUAUUCAUCCAUCAAAGGAUAUGAAAACUGAGACUUCAGCAGCAGAGUCAGUAUCUUAUUCUGAUGUUCCUGCUUCUCAUGUGAAUCCAGCUUACGAGGACGCUAGGGCAUCGGAUGUUAACGGCUAUUAUAGCUGCGACGACAAGUUUGCCUUACCUGACAAAGCUGCUAACCGAAAAGGCCAUGAAAGGCAAUCCCAUUACCAAAUGCUCGAGCUCGACCAAACAAGUCUCGGUUUAAAAUGUGAAACAUCUCCACCAGGUGCUCCAAUCAUCCGAUGGCUCCAUGAUUUGAGAGGAACAAUUGACAGCAUAAAAUCUGAGAACCUGGCCAAGAGGAUACUCUCGUUAAUGCUGAGACUAGCUGCGGUUUUCCGUUAUAUCCCGUUGGAGGUUUCGAGAAGCCAGCGUACAGUUCCAACAGAAGAUGAAAACAGAAGAAGCAGCCUCAUCCCAACUCCUCCUAGAGAGCCAACAAUGAAAGAACGGAUUCUUCCGUGUUUGGAGCGGAUUCAGAAACUGGAGAAGAAGUACGAGGAAAUGAGGAACAAACCUGCUGAGAUUCCAGUGGAGAAGGAGAGAAUGCUCAUGGAUUCUCUAGACAGAAUAAAAUCAGUCGAGUUUGAUCUCGAAAAGACAAAGAGGGUUUUACACGCCACAGUGAUGAAACAGAUUGAAAUAACUGAAAUGCUCGAAAAUAUACGGGAGUCCCAGCUUCACAGAAGAAGAUUGUUCUGUUAG